This is a messenger RNA of Elgaria multicarinata webbii, 2662 nucleotides long. It is a transcript of the gene EME2, whose product is annotated as essential meiotic structure-specific endonuclease subunit 2. Gene Ontology annotation, biological process: resolution of meiotic recombination intermediates; replication fork processing; double-strand break repair. Gene Ontology annotation, cellular component: nucleus; Holliday junction resolvase complex. NCBI's taxonomy places the organism in Eukaryota, Metazoa, Chordata, Lepidosauria, Squamata, Anguidae. Bases 1093 to 2517 code for a protein of 474 amino acids. The transcript is spliced from 8 exons. The record is from RefSeq and is a predicted model, not a curated record. Gene Ontology annotation, molecular function: crossover junction DNA endonuclease activity; DNA binding.
CUUCACUUCCUCACUUCUUUCCUGCCAGCUGGAACUCCCCUUUUUCCAGGUUGCUGCUGUUUUGCUUUGCCAGUUGGUUGCCGUUUUUACCCAGGCGGGCGAAGGGAAAUAAAAGUUUGAAGGCGCAGGAGGAGUCUCCCAGGGACCCGUUUAGAAGAGUCACACCGCACGGAUGCUUCUUCGACAGUUCCCCAACAAUCCCGAAUUUGCAGCUGAAACAUUAGCAGGAAUGCCUUCUCUUCUCAAGGCUUGGACCUGCUGUAGUUCAUAUGCAGGAGCAGCAUUAUAAACCCGUGGGGAACCCUAUUCCCCGGUUCUGAGGGCGUGAAGAUCUCCCAGGACUGUUUUCCAUCACUUCACUGCUCAAUUGACCCAGAUAAAAGUAUCUUGUGGGCUCAUGCUGGGUUGCUAAAGGAGUGUGGAUUGAGGAAGAGGAAGAAGAAGCAGCAGUGCUUUGUUCAGCUAUAUCAUAAGAACAAGAUAUUCUCUCAAAUGUGAAGGAAAUUAAGUGGCAGACAAGGUUUUCUAGACAAGGUUUGGCUUCUAUACAACGUCUUUACCUACCGGACAGCCAUCGUGUGGCAGUGGGCUCUAUAGUCUUACACCUUGGAGUUGAAGAAACUGCCUUUACCUAUGAAAGAAGACCAAGAUGGUUCUUGCCUUUUGGUCAGGACACUCGGCUUCUAGACAAGUUUGUUAGUUCUACUAUUUAGCUGUGACACAGAAAACCAUAAAAACUCCUAGAAAUCAGCGUUUUUCAUAUUAUUGUGAUACCUGUCUUUAUAAGUAGCUUACGUAUUAGACUACUUGAAUAGUCAUUGAUUUGGUAAUGACUCUGCCAUUCUGGUUAUUCUUAAAACUUCAGCUUGCUUCUUAUGACAAGGAAGUAGGUUCUGGACCUGUCAAAUCGACAUGGAAAUUUCUCGUGUAAGUUUCUUUAAAAAACACAUGUGUCAAGCGUUUGAUAUGUUACAAAUUGGCCUGACGCUCGUGAAUGCUUCUGGAUUCCUAAACAUAUAUUCUAAAUAGACAAUGUAGACUUGAAAGAGAGUAAACUUAAUCAUGGAGACCUGAAAGAGAAUAUACUUAAUCAUGGAGGGAGUUGAAAAGGAUGGAGCUGUGGAUGGAAACAACCAUCUUGUCAGAAGAGCCAUUACUUGGGAAAUCUCUGAUUCUGAAGGAGACAGCGACACUGAAUCAUGGAACUCAACUACAGUUGCAAAUCACUUAGCUGCUGAUGUACUGGUCCAUGCAGAAAAAGAAAAGUUGCACUUGUGCAUGAGGUUGGGUGAAGCCAAAGAGAUGUCUUCACUCACAUCAUUGCCUGAAGUAGCAUCUUGUUCACCAGGUUCAGAAAAAAGGAAAAAGCAUUCUCCACAAGAAACAAAGAUGGUGCAAACAAAAGCUGAAGCGAGAAUGCUUGAAAGAAAACUCAAGAAAGAAGAGAGAAUGAGGAGAAAAGAACAAGAUGCACUAGAAAAAGAGAGGCGAAAGGAAGCUGCAGCUGCCUUGAAAUCCCUUCGGCCAGAUCAGUGCAUGAAGCACGUGACUGUGUGUUUGGAUCCAGGUCUUCUAGAGGAUCUCGGUUCAGAUGUUUUGCUGGAUGCUUUGGGUUCUUUGGAGUGUAACUAUUAUAUUGAACCCCAGACAGUUCCUCGCAGCAUAACCUGGAAGAGGAAUAUCUCCAGUAGUAUGUCUGCAACAGAUGGCCUCCUGGAAAAGGCUGACGAAGAAAGAGAAGUCUUGCAGCUUCUGGAGCCUUGGGAUUUUCUCCAGCGCCUCUUCUCCCUAAUGCAGAGUAUGGAACCCGGUGGCCAGCGGAGUGUACCGGAUCUCACCCACCUGUUGCCUUGUAACUGCCUGGAAGGUCCUUCUGCCAGAUCCUACAGUGUGGUGGUCAUUGGACUAGACACUUACCGAUGGUACAACCAGCAUCACAGAGGCCAGCCUGAAGCACUGAAUCCUGAGCAGGAAGAGGUGGUGGGCCCGAGAUUGCAGACUGGCCCAGAGUUGUCUAUGACACCGCAUCAGAUAGAGGAGGCUCUGGUGAUGCUGCAGCUCUGGGGUAACACAGGGGUCUUGCUUCUGGAGACAUGGCGAGAGUUUGCCCAGCACAUUUCUGCCAUGACCAAAGCAAUUGCACAGCGGCCAUAUAGGAAACAGCUAGAAAACCAGACUUUCUCCUUCUGCACUGAAGGCGGAUGGGCCAGCGGUGUGCGCGUGCUCAAGGACGGGACGGGGCUCGGAGAGGCCUGGUCAAGGCAAAUUCAGCAGUUCAACCGCGUCAGCCCUGCCAUGGCGGCUGCGAUCACCCAAGCCUAUCCUUCGCCCAGCCUGUUGCUGCAGGCCUACAGAGAGUGCAGCACAGACAAAGAAAGGCAGCUCCUCUUAAGUGACAUUCAGGUCAGGACUGAAGAAAACGAGAGAGAGCGGCGAAUUGGCCCAGAUUUGUCCCGUCGGAUCUACCUCUUCUUGGUAUCUACCAAUCCAGAGCUGGUCCUGGACUUACGUGCCUAAGGUGAGAUGCAGCCGGAGUCCAGACAUGCUCUUCACCCCUAUCCACGAUGCCUCAACUCCUUGCUCUAAAUUCUGUAGUGCUGAAGCUUCCUGGUCUAUUGCAGAAUAGAUCCCCUACAAACCAAUAAAUGUAUUUGCACAAAUA